AUGGCGGAGGGUGAUGCAUCUGAAUAUGUCAUCUCAGGACUGAAGCUGACAAAAUUCUUUGCUUCAAACCAGAUUUUACCAAGUGAAUGUCUGAGCUGUUUAGUAGAACUUAUUGAAGACCCAAAUAUAAGCCCAUCAUUAACUUUAACUGUGGUGGGCUUGCUCUCUCAACUAGUUUUAGACAAUGAGAUCAGAGAAGCCCUUCAGAAUACUUACAGUCUGUGUAGUGUUCUGGCAGGUGUGAUUCUUCGAAGUACUAGCAACCCUGUUGAGCCAGUAUUACUCCAGAGUGUUCAACUGCUGCAGAAAUUGACCUAUAAUUCGAGAGUAUUCCAUCCCAGUGCUCAUAUUGAUGACUUGAUUUUAUUCCUUUUGAAUCGUAUCCAAUCUACAGAAGAUGAGUUAACUAUACCAUGUCUAGGACUAAUGGCAAAUCUGUGUCGACACAAUCUUUCCAUUCAAGCACACAUCAAAACAUUGACUAACGUCAAGAAUUUCUAUCGCACUCUGAUCAGUUUUUUGGCUCACAGUAGUCUAACGAUGGUUGUAUUUGCACUUUCAAUAUUAUCAAGUCUUACAUUAAAUGAAGAAGUUGGAGAAAAGCUUUUUCAUUCCAGAAACAUUCAUCAGACUUUCCAGUUAAUCUUCAACAUUCUUGUGAAUGGUGAUGGAACACUGACAAGAAAGUAUUCUGUUGAUCUGCUCAUGGAUCUGCUAAAAAAUCCAAAAAUUGCAAAUUAUCUUACAAAGUAUGAACAUUUUACAUCCUGCCUCAGUCAGGUGUUGGGCCUCCUUCAUGGAAGGGACUCUGAUUCGUCAGCAAAGGUGUUAGAAUUACUGCUUGCUUUCUGUUCAGUAACAGAACUUCGUCAUGUUUUGCGUCUAGCAAUAUUGGAACCAAAUAAGGCAAGCAGUGGAAGUGCAAGACUUACAACUCGAUCUAAGCCAUCAGAGCCAUCUGCUGUCUUAGUACAUUGGUCAAACCAACCCUUGGAAGCAUCUGAAAACUGCUCAAACCUUGCUUUGGAGCUGUUCAAGGAGAUACUUGAGGAUGUCAUAGAUUCAGGUAAUAGUACAAUAGCUGAGCGCUUUGUGGAUCUUCUCCUGCCUGUUCUCCUUGAUCAUCUUCAUUUCCCAGAUCAUAUUUUGGAAGAUGCACUAACAAAGAAGAAAUGUGAAAGAAUGAUCAAAGCUAUUGAUAUCUUGAUAACGCUCUGUGCAGAUGACAUGCUAAAAAUGCAUGUUACUAAAGUUCUCACAACUAGCAAAUGCACUUCUUUGAUCGAACACCAAUUCGCAUGCAGUGGGAAUGACUUUGGAUUUGGAGCAAAAGUAAUGGAUAUUGAACUGAGUAAGCUUGCUGCUGAUAUGAUUCUAAAAAUGCUGGAUCUUAUGAGCAAGCUUAAACAGUUGGUACCUAAUAUGGAAGUUGGCUUUUACAAAGUUCUUCAAGAUCAGCGUCUGAUUACACAUUUGGCAUUUGCUUUAACAUCAGACCACAGAGAGCAAGUCCAGGCUGGGCUCAGAAUACUGUUUGAAGCAGCACCAUUGCCAGAUUUCCCUGGCAUAAUGCUUGGUGAAAGCAUUGCGGCUAAUAAUUCUUAUAGACAGCAGGAAGCAGAGCAUGUAUCUAAAAGAAGUCACAUGCAAACAUCCAUGACCAGUGUUAACUCAAUGAAGUGCUCUAUUGUUUACCCUCCAAAUGAUGAUGCUGAAAUGCACAAUAUUCAGGAACUGAUACAGAAACUUCAAUCUGGCCUGGAGAUGAAAGAAUCGGUCACCGACAUAAGGAUUUCUGAAAUAAUGGAUGUGUAUGAGCAGAAACUGUCCGCAUUAGCAUCCAAAGAAACAAGGUUGCAGGACCUUUUGGAAGCGAAGGCAUUAGCUCUUGCUCAAGCAGAUAGACUUAUUGCCCAGUAUCGUUGCCAGAGAGCUCAAGCUGAGUCAGAGGCUAGGACUCUUGCUUCGGUGUUGAAGGAUGCUGAACGAAAAAAUGAAGAUCUUGAGGCAUUGUUAAAAGCACAGCAAGUAGAAUCUGAACGGGCACAAAGUGAUAUAGAACAACUCUUUCAACACAAUAGAAAGCUACAGACUAUAGCAGAAGAAUACGAGUUGCUAAAAAGAUCUUCUGUUGACCUUCUUCAAAAGUAUGAAACAAUAGAAAAACAAUAUAAUGAUCUGCAGCUAAUGUGUAAUUCAUUGAAUAAACAGCUUGAGAACAUAAAAAAGCUGAAUGAAUCACUCAAACAACAAAAUGACAAAACUGUUGCUCAGUUGCUAGAAACAGAAGAGCAUAAGAAAGAAUUACACAAACAAUUGCAAGAUAAAGAUACAAAAAUAUCAAGUUUUCAGCAGAAGGCAAAGGUUCAGGAAGAAAAACUGAAAGCCAGGCAAAAGGAAAAAGCAGAUAUGGAGGAAACCAUAGACAUCCUUAGAAAAGAACUGAGCAAAACAGAACAGGCAAGGAAAGAACUUAGCAUUAAGGCUUCAUCUUUGGAAGUGCAGAAGUCACAGUUGGAAGGGCGAUUGGAAGAAAAGGAGUCCUUAGUCAAACUCCAGCAAGAAGAACUGAACAAACAUUCUCAUAUGAUAGCAAUGAUACAUAGCUUAAGUGGCGGAAAGCUAAGUGCAGAGGCUGUGAAUCUCAGUUUAUAAAGUCUGAUUCCCUACUAUAAGAUUUCACUAAAAGCUGACCAAAUUGAAUGUAUGAUUUCAGGAUUGCUGUCUAAAAGAAAUUCCAUGUUUGUAGAGAACUGCCACACACAAAUGUAUAUAUGUAAUAAAUAAAUAAAAGGCUUUUUGAAGGAAACAGGGAAACUAAUGCCCACAUAGCUAACUGUGCAGGUCUUGUUUGCUGGUUUAACAAGAAUAAAUUUGCCAUCAGUUUUAAAAAUGGCAGAGUUAAGUUCUUGCCGAUGCACAUACUGUCACGUACAAUGGGAUUUGGGCAGGGUGAUUGAUGUUCCACUUUUAAGCUGAUUUUACUUUUAGCUUUUUAUGUUGAUUUUUAUAAACGGUUUGUAUAUAGAAUUCAGUACAGUAGAAUCCACCUGUUUAACAUAUAAAUCCAGAGAUUAGUGGGGAAUAUACAAAUGCUGUGUAUAUAUGAAAACAUACUUUUUGUAAGAUUUGCAUUGGACAGGUUUUAAUUAUAGCAGCAUGAAUUAAAUGUGCAAUUAAAAAUGUUGCUGCCUAAAUGCUGUUUCCAGGAAAUAGAGAACAAAUGCCAAUAGUCACUGCCUUUCAGUUCUGUAGGCUUCUGAAAAUAUCUUUCCAUAUUACCUAAAGUUAACAUAUUAUUGCUAUUCUUAUUUUAUCUGAAGUGUUUGUUUAGAAUCUACAUUUACAUGUAACCAAAAAAGAAAAAGAAAAACUCAACCACUCAUACACAUUUAAACCACUGUAUGAAUUUUUAAAGAUAAUUAUUUUAAUGAGAAUAAGAAUUUAAGAAAAGUAAUAAAAAGCAAAGACAUUCAUUUUGAUACUCAGUAUGAUGCCAGUACAUUUUAAUGAAUGAAACUUGAUGAUAAUGGAAGGCAUUAACAUUCUAAAACUUAGUAUUACUGUAAUUCCAUUUUGAGUACAGUGAUGUUAAGCCAAAAUGUCAACAAAUAUUUUUAAACUUUGUUUCAAGCGUCUCUUGGCUCAGUUGUGUGCCUAAUAUGUACAACUGAUGCUGUCAAUUACAUUUUGAGACUCUUUUAUUGUCUCUAACCCUAGUGGUGAUAGACAUUUCAAUGAAAUAUUUAUUAUGGGCCUAUAUUUAUAGCUCCUCUUAUAAUUUUGUUGUAGAUGGCAUUUGUGUCUGGGGAGGAAAAUAAAAAAUUAAUCCUUGAA
Molecule: messenger RNA, 3837 nt
Organism: Sceloporus undulatus (fence lizard)
Lineage: Eukaryota; Metazoa; Chordata; Lepidosauria; Squamata; Phrynosomatidae
Product: protein CIP2A homolog
Exons: 21
Coding region: 1-2655 (884 amino acids)
Molecular function (GO): protein binding
Source: RefSeq, a predicted model, not a curated record